Molecule: messenger RNA, 2023 nt
Organism: Dreissena polymorpha
Lineage: Eukaryota; Metazoa; Mollusca; Bivalvia; Myida; Dreissenidae
Exons: 2
Coding region: 1153-1953 (266 amino acids)
Source: RefSeq, a predicted model, not a curated record
ACGUGCUUAAUAUCUAGAACAGCGCUCUUCAAUUGAAUAAAUCAAUCAUGCUUUAGUGCAUGUGAAAUUCAGAAUACUCUAUUUAUGUGAAAUGGAUAUUGUUGGAAUAACGCAUUUUAGUCGUUGGAAUGUUGGUCAUAAUUACAUUAAUGUGUUUGUGAUCGGUUAACCUGUGUAAAUACAGAAGUACAUGGGAGUGACGGUUGUUCGGUUAAAGUUUCUGCAUAUUGUUUAGUGAUUAAGAUAUUUAUACAAUCUUUUAUAAUUGAUGCACAUUUUUCUAAAAGGAAGUUCAAGUUUGUAUAUAAUUAUAUAAUCAUGCUUAGUGACAUUACCAAGUUUCUAAUUCCAAUAACAUUGCAUAAUAAUUAGACCUAAAAGGAUCUUGCACUGGAGUAAAAAUAAAUCAAACAUAUGACUAUAGAAACACACAAAGCCCAUUGAUUGGAAGUGUAAACAAAUAUAUCGACAAAUUAUAUAAAACAAACCAUUUCGUAGACGCCUAUGUUGAUAACCCCACAGCGCGAAUUCAUUACCAUGGUAACCCGGUUUUUUCCUAUGAUUAAACUAUUUACACGGACGAUAAUUCAGUAUGCCGUGCAAAGUUGCCAUCCUUUGGCGCUUCGUGGUCAGCCUUAAAUAGUGCAUACUUUCGUGUUUCGAAAUUAUAUAACUCACUUUAUUUUUAUCCUUCAAUAUGUUCGUAAUUAAGUAACACAUUCAGGGACUAAAUGAAUCAAAUUUUAAAACAAUAUUUAAUUUCGCUUAUAGUGUGCUUUCUUUGCUUAAUAGCUUAUAAGUUUAAUCAUAUGUUACUAACCGAUAAAUUAGAGUGUUGAUUUGCUUAGUGUGGUAUUAUUAACAAAACACAGGUUCUGUAAAUGUUUAUGUACGUUUCGUAAUUGAAAACAAAUGACAGCAAUAUUACAAACUCUAUUACGUCAAAUUAAAUGAAACCGAAUAUUUUUGACGAUACAUGUCCUAACCAAGGUUUCCACAAUUUCUUAAUUUAAUGCAAAGUUGCAGCGUACUCAGCGUUAUCACAAUCUAUACGUCAAGAGGAGUAUUGUUGACUAAAAUACACACAAGUCUCUAUCAUUUCAAAGGUUCCAAUUUAUAUUUUCAGAACAAAUUACCGCUGAGUGAUUAAUAAUGUCUGAGGAAAAAUCAACGAGAUUAACGGACUCUCCACGCAAGAUAACUCAUUUGCAGGUGACACGGAAACUAAGCCGAGGUGGCGGUGACUCAGUUGACGCUGAUGAGUACGCAAGUGAAUAUUACAAUUUUCAAGACCGUCGCGGUUCAAGUCAGUCAAUAACACGGUACAAUUCAUGUCCCCAACUUGCUGAGGGAGACUCGGAGCACACUGAAAGCUACGAGCGCACUGUGGAUGAUAUAAAUACGAACACAAGUGCUCUGAACCGUGAUAUGCACUGUGUAAUCAUCCAAGGACCUUCUCCGCUGUUUAACAGGAAGGGACUGCGUGAGAAUGGUCAAGUGUCGGACACGCCAACGCCCCCUUCUACACCAAAGAGUCGCAGGAGCGUCGUCUCGUCGCGUGAUUCCCUUCUGUCUUCACCCGAUAAAUUAUGUGUUACGUCACCAAUUGCUUCUCCACGUUUGUUACUGAGAAAACAGCUUAUCCGAAGUGCGUUAAGCAGAGAUUCGUCUGUUGACAGCUUAAAAGACCAGUCCCCUGUUGAUAAUCAAAAGAAAAUUCCACUGAGUGUUGAAAACCUUUCUAAAUUUGAUGAAAUAAAAACCGGCGACGAACCCAUAAAUACAAUAGUAGGGCAAACGGUUCGAAUUGGGAGUGUUCGUUCCCGAAAGAUGUCUCAAACAAUUGAAGCUUCGGAGUCGUUGAGCAAAUGUGAAAAUUGGUUGCAAACGCUAAACAUUGCUCAGACGGACAAAGUCAAGUCAAGAAGUCAUAUACAACUCCCACCAAUAUAGCGACAAUAAUUAAUUCAAUGACAUUACUGGUAAUCAAAGUUGUUUCAUUUAUGAUAAUAAUAUAGGAACC